Oreochromis niloticus (Nile tilapia) is the source of this 850-nucleotide messenger RNA. RefSeq names its product CTD nuclear envelope phosphatase 1 regulatory subunit 1 (gene cnep1r1). Lineage: Eukaryota; Metazoa; Chordata; Actinopteri; Cichliformes; Cichlidae. Bases 132 to 509 code for a protein of 125 amino acids. The transcript is spliced from 6 exons. The record is from RefSeq and is a predicted model, not a curated record. Gene Ontology annotation, cellular component: cytoplasm; Nem1-Spo7 phosphatase complex.
CCCUUUAUUUGGGUCACACCCAAUCAUAUUAGCUGCGCACACACUCGAUCAGGAUUGGUCAGCAGGCCUGUCCUACAGCUGAGGGGAAGGGUGUUGUAGCUGCUUCUCAGACCAUAGAUAGUGGUUCAGACAUGAACUCCUUGGAACAGGCCGAAGACCUGAAGGCCUUUGAGAGAAGACUGACAGAGUAUGUCUCCUGUUUGCAACCUGCCACAGGCAGGUGGAGAAUGAUACUGAUAGUGGUGUCCGUCUGUACGGCUACUGGAGCUUGGAACUGGUUAAUAGACCCAGACACACAGAAAGUAUCUUUCUUUUCAUCCCUAUGGAAUCAUCCCUUCUUCACCAUCAGCUGCAUCACUCUAAUAGCUCUCUUCUUCGCUGGAAUACACAAACGAGUUGUGGCGCCGUCAAUUAUUGCUGCUCGCUGCCGCACAGUUUUAGCAGAAUACAACAUGUCCUGUGAUGAUACGGGGAAACUUAUUCUGAAACCACGACCAAACAUCCAGUGACCACACGCUCCUGGGUUCUGUCAGGCCUCAUCUUUGUUGAUUGCCUUCUUGUCUUUAAUUCCUUUGGAUGCUCUUAGAUGAAGCAUGAUGGGAAAUGCAUUUCCAGCAAAGAAAUGAACUGAGAGGGCCCUUUUCUUUUCUUUUCUUUUCUUUUUUUUUUAACAGUGUUGCUGUGUUGUCAUCAUUGAAGCUGCUGAUUUGCUCAUGUAACCUUUGAUAUAUUUUACACAUUCAGAGUGAGGGUAUAUUUCUGUUUCUGUUGAGCAUGUAUUUUAUCUAAAAUAUUUCUAUUUUAAAGGUUAUUUGCCUAAUAAAUAAAUUCAUAAGACGUGGGAAUAUCA